Molecule: messenger RNA, 2660 nt
Organism: Daphnia carinata
Lineage: Eukaryota; Metazoa; Arthropoda; Branchiopoda; Diplostraca; Daphniidae
Gene: Hcs
Product: biotin--protein ligase-like
Exons: 12
Coding region: 191-1651 (486 amino acids)
Biological process (GO): protein modification process
Cellular component (GO): cytoplasm
Molecular function (GO): biotin--[biotin carboxyl-carrier protein] ligase activity
Source: RefSeq, a predicted model, not a curated record
CACCAUUUUAACGCGUUUGUAAGCAUUCAAGUACACAAAAGUUUGAUCUCGUUCUGCUAUUAACUGAAGCUUUGAUUCCAUUCAGUUUCAUUACUCUGGAUAGUGCGUAAAAGUUUUCAGGUAUUUUCAUCCUUCAAUCUGUUUCAAGUUUUUCGUAGCUAAAAUUGCCGGGACUGUGAGAUUUGUGAAAAUGCUGAUGUCUUCAGCCAACCACCUAAGACCGCCUAACAUUCUUAUAUGUGCGAAGGAUAAGGAAGCUUUCCAGCAUUAUCGAGCACUCUUCGAGUCCAUACUAGAACCGGAUUGCUAUGCCCUUUAUCAACUCGAUGCCGUCUCUUUUCGUUCAAAAAAAGCAUGGUUGGGGAACACGAGCCUUUUAGUUCUGGCUUCCGAGUGGGCUGAUGAUGAUUUACGCAUUCCCUUAGAAGAGUAUCUCGCCAAAGGUGGACAAUGUCUGUCUUUACAUCCUUUCUCUCCAAAAUGGCUUACAGGAAGCCAAUUGCAAGGCUUUGUGAAGUACGCAUCUGACCAAGGCAUGCUCCUCUCACCUGUUGAAAAGCUUGAUUUUGCUGAAGCUCUCCCGCCUAUCCUAGAACAACAUUUCCGCUUUAAGUCACGAGUUUAUAAUCCGGAAGGGCCACCUAACGAAUUACAGCAAAUAGUUGGCCAUCUAAUUGCUGAACCUUAUCAUCAGGAAGCUUUUUUCCGUAACUUUGGCCGGCAAUCGGCUGAUAUGAUGACACUUGAAAUCAAAAAGUCUUUUCCCAUGAACAAUCAAGAGCAGCCUAUUAUUGUGCGAAGAAAUAUAAGCUCGAGGUUCAAUCAUCGUGACUAUUUUGAUACGCUUAAAACCAAAAUCCUGGGUCGAACUUGCUUGUAUUUCGACGUGGUUGAAUCAACCCACUCAAUUCUGGAAGGAAGUGACUCAUUUCCCGAUGGUUUGGUUGUGGUAGCACGGCGCCAGAACCAAGGUAGAGGACGGAGUGGAAAUGUUUGGAUGAGUCCUGAAGGUUGCGCUAUGUUCUCUUUGCGGAUGCAGUUCGCGCUGCAAUCGGAACUUGGACGACACUUGUCUAUUUUUCAACACAUUGUAGCCCUGGCCACAGUGUUAGCGGCCAAAAAACUUCCACAUUGUCAGGAUUUGCCGUUGGGUAUCAAGUGGCCUAACGAUAUCUGCUAUCAAGAUAAGUCUGAAGGAAAGACUAUCAAAAUUGGUGGAAUUCUGGUAACCACUUCAAUUAUGGGUUCACAAGUCACUGCAACAAUUGGCUGUGGAGUGAAUUUGAGCAAUCAAAAACCAACACUGUGCCUGAAUGAGCUCAUUCGCCAAGCAGGAGAAACUCGGCCGCUCUCACUAGAGCACUUCCUUGCUGCCGUCUUCAAUCAGUUGGAGGAGUUGGUUACUUUAAUAUAUUCUGGUCGAUUGGAUCAAGUCUUGGCGUUAUAUCACCAACACUGGCUGCAUGGCAACGGAACAGAGGUGACUGUCCGAACGGCUAAUGAUGAAAUAGUACGUGCCCAAAUUGUGGGCAUCGACGAGUUUGGUUUCCUUCGUGUACAGCCUCGAGAGGGGCCAAGCAUCACAGUGCACCCAGACGGCAAUUCAUUUGAUAUGCUAAAUGGAUUGAUAGCCCCCAAAACACAGAGAUAAACCAGUCUGUCCGAAAUGCGAGUACCCAUCUCCAAGUAUACAUCUUUCCUGUCACUAAAAACGAAGUAAUCAAAGGCGCUUGGCAAAGGCUAAAUAUGGCCAUGACGCGAAUUAACGUAAGCGUGAAUUAACAGUGAUUGGCACUACACACGGGCAGCUUCUAGCCGUAUUUAUAUUUUUUAAAAGGAAAUUAUCAAGACGAACGAAAUGUUGCAUCAUGUAUUUGCUUUAUUUCUCCAUAUCUUCACAGAAAAGGACGGUAAAAAUAGUAGAGGAGACACGUGAGUAGAAUUCUGGAGCUGUUCUUGCUUUCAACUUUUCCAUUGCAUCUUGAAUUUGUGCAAUCUUGGACAAGUAACAAUCUUGGACAAGUAAACAUCAACCACAUCAUGUUAAGUUGGAGCUGUAAAUUGCCAUUAGUUUAAAGGUAUGUUGUGUAGGAAUUUCCGAAGUAUAACGUACAAGAAGCCGGAUACUAUGAGGAGGAGCCGACAAUGAAAUGAUUCGGAUGGAUAACGGGCGUUCCUAUUGGCUAUUCAAUGUGAUACGGCAAAAUUUGAAACGAAAACCGUGCUCAUGAAAACACAGGAAUACAGGUGUGUAAUCCAGUACAAAAGAGACAACCAGCGCCCCAAGUACAUUUUAAGUGUUAGCACUCUUUCCAAAGGAAGUUGCUUCAACUAACACCCCUUGCCGAUUAUUCGCUCGAUUUGCAGCACUUUUUUGUGGCGUGAACUCCUUGUCGAAACCCCAAACGUUGUUGUCAACCGCUUGAAGCUCCACUAAUUCCGGACAAGGACAGAACUCGAGGCUAAUUCUGGUUGGCCGUGGUUAUCGUCGUAAAAUGUGACGUGAAGGCUUCGCCCCAGGUUAACGUGAUCGCUCAUAUGAUCAAUACACCGAGUGCCGUUAGAUGGGCGUUGGAACAAGGUGCAAAUGGCAUCGAAAUCGACUUGCAAUUUGAAGGAACACGUCCUGUUCAAUUCCAUCAUGGCUUUCCGUGUGAUUG